UCUGAAUAACCUCAACUGGCAUAAAACAAAAAAAACCUUUAAUCAGAUUUAAUGUAAGACGGUGUGAGAAAUAUAAAAUCUAUUCCUGAAGUCUGAUAACUUACAUGGUCUUUCGUCAAAUGAUUACAGUAUAAUUAUUAUAGGUUCGAAAUGAAGAUACCGUUCAUUACUUUUGCGUUUUAAGAGCAGGUACUGAGAGUGUAAACUCCACACAGAUACUAAAGGUCUUUCACUUGUCGAAUUGUUUCUGUUAUUCCCAUUAUUACCUGCAGGGGGAGACGUAAGGCGAAAUAAAAGGAGCUGAAAGCGAAACCAGGUUUCUUUGAAGCAGGCAACCCGCCUUGUUAGCUCAGAUUUACCAACUAAGCUGCAGAGAAAUGACUUGUGAUCGCAAAAAGGACGAGAUUAUCACAGACAUUACUCUGAUCAUUGAUGAAAAGAUGAUUGGAGACAUAGAUGUUAAAAACUGGAUUAAUGAUAACUGCUGCCCUGAGAAAACUGGUUCCUGCUAUAGAGUGUUCAGUAGAGACUUUAAUAAGGUGCAGCAGCUUGUAAAGCGACUGUCUGGACAUCUUUCCAGUCCUGGAACACAAGGACAGACUGCUCCUCCAAUUCGCUGUGCUGCAACAUGUUCAGUACCUGUGAACAGAGUUGUGAUGGAAUACAUAAAAAAAAAAUAUGAUGAAAAACUAAAGAGAAUUCUAGGUCAUUUUGUCAUUGAGUUCAAAGCAGCAAACAGUGGCCCCCAUAGCACAGUACAGGUUAACUUCAGAGCCCCAAGUGAACCAGCUUACUCUUCUGACAGGGUGCAUCUGGACUUUGUGAGGCAGAGGUUUAUCACUUUCUACCAGAGAACUGCCUCUGAUCUGCAGCUAACAUCUCUUCAUGUGACUCCACAUCGAGCUGAGGAUCUGCAGAGAAAAUUUCCUCUCCUGUUUUUUAAAUCAGGCUCCAGCAAAGACACAGCAGUCUGUGGACCUUUUGCACAUGUGCAAAAACUGAAAGAGUUUAUUUCACAAAAUCCAAAGAGUUCAGGCAACAGUCCAGUUAAAAGGGAUCCAGCAAGAAGUCAAAGCUAUAAAUCAUCUGCUCCUUCACCCAAACUAAGUAAACCUCCUGGCAACGAGAUAUGUCCAAUUUGUAUGGAGCCAAUCCCACCAGAGAAGAAAAAGGCCCUGCAGUGCAUGCAUUCCUUCUGCAAAGACUGUCUCCAAAGAGCCUUUGACUACAAACCUGUUUGUCCUAUCUGUGGGGAGGUGUACGGGACCUUGAAGGGGACACAGCCUGAUGGAGGGACAAUGGACAUCAGGACAUCCUCUGCCUGCUUACCUGGAUAUGAGAGACAUGGAACAUUAGUCAUCCAUUAUCACAUUCCAAGUGGAAUUCAAAAGGAGGAGCAUCCAAACCCUGGUCAACCAUUCGAAGGUGCAUCCCGAACCGCCUACCUUCCAGACUCCUCUGAAGGAAGGAAAGUCCUGGAGCUGCUCAGGAAAGCCUUUAAUCAGAGGCUCAUCUUCACUAUUGGUCGAUCCAGCACCAGUGGCAGGAACAAUAUGGUGACUUGGAAUGAUAUUCACCACAAGACAUCAAUGCAUGGAGGACCAACUUCCUAUGGAUACCCAGAUCCUGAUUACCUCAACCGAGUCCAAGAAGAGCUAAAAGCCAAAGGCAUCAAAUAGGCAUGAAUUUAAGGUCUUGAAAUUGAUUAAAGCAAAGGUAACAUUUUACCAGCAUAGAAAGAGCCAUGUACAAUAACUUCACUGCUUAACAUAUUAAAUAUGUGAUGUAAUUCCAGAAUUGUCAGUAUAUUGACAUUAGUCUUGAAAGUAUUCUGUUAUUUCAACUGCAUUUUGUGCUUUUUUGGAGUCAUUUCUGUUGAUCAAGUUAUUAAUAGAAACUGUACAUCUACACUGUCUUUCCUAAUUAAUUGAAAUGUAUUCAGUCUAAUAUUUCUUAUGAAAUUAUCUUAAAGGACUGGUUCUCCAUCCCAGUCCUCAGGAACCACUACCAUGCAUAUUUCAGGUGUUUCCCUUCUGCCACAUAUCUGACUUGAAUAAGUGGGUGAUUAACAGGCUUCUGGCAUGCAGAAGAGGUCAUGGAGUCAUUUGAAUCAGGUGUUCUGGAACAGAGACGUAUCUAAAACAUGCAGGGCAGAUGGACCAGAAGACCAGGAUUGAGAAACACUCUAAUAAAGCAUGGCAACAUCUUUUCUGGGUUCAAGUCCUUGGCAAGCAAAUCAUAAUACACACAUUCCAAUUAAUCCUAGUUAUCAAACAAUUCAGUCAAGUUCAGGUUAUUAUUCAAAUUAGCUUAAAAAUUAUCUAAGGAAACCCAGAAGAUUGCAUUAAGUCAUUGACUUGCAGCAUUUACUCCCCUUAAAAACAAGCACAUAGCAACAGACGAACGUCACUUGCAUUGAGUCAUGGACCUUUUAGCAAUCCCUCAUUCUCAGCUUGCUCAUAGUAACAGCAGAAAGGAAAACUCUCCUUUAACAGGAAGAAACCUCCAGCAGAACCAGAGCUUAGUGGAAACGGCCAUCUGCCACGACCGCCUAGAGGUUUAAAAUCAUGUUAAAUAUUAGCAAGUGAUAAAAAUAGACCCGAAACAUCUCCUUGUUCAUGCAAGUGAAUACACAUGCCUGGUUAUUUAAAGAUGGGUUUAAUGAUUCAUUUUCAGAUUUUGCAAAUAAAGUCCAUAUUUCAACAUCAGUGGAAAAAUACAUCCAAUAUUGCCUGAAAACAAUGAGGAACACUGCUGGACCAAACAUAAUUCAUCACCUAAAUUUACAAGCCUCCUAUUAGAUUAUUACUGCAUGUGCAAUUAUCUUUCAGCUAGCAACAAGUUAUUUAACUCCAGCUGAUGCAAAGACUAGCUUCUCAUUUGGGCACAUCGAGGAAGCGGAGAGGCAGGUAAACUGAUACCUAGUGCCUACUGUCAUGCCCCAGGAGGCAGCGCUGUGAUCUGGGGUUGCUGCAGUUGGUCAGGUCUGGUAACAUUAUGUGUCCAACGAAUGACUACCUGAAUAUACCAUCAUCAAUGAUUUUUUUUUUUUUCCCUUGAUAACACGACAAGAAUCAUCGGGUUCAAAUUGUGAUUAAAUUUGAAAAUGAUGUCUCAUAGAGCAUGAGACAUCAUUCUUGCACAUAGAUCAGCCUCCACAGAAUCUGGAUCUUAACCAUAUUCAGGGUUUCCCCAGAAAACUUGUUAAGGGGUGUAUUUUGUAUUUUUGUAUUAUGUUGACAGGACAUGUAAAAAUAUUACUGGGUAAUUAUGUUACUGGAAGACAUUGCUAAUAAUGCUUAAACCCACAACUAUAGUCCAGUUUUUUAACUGCCUUUUUGGAUGAUGUAUAAAUUUUGUCUCAAAAUAUGUUUUGGAUGAUGCAUAUAUUUGUGAGCAAAUUGCAGCCCAUGUUUUUUGCGUUUUUGGGUCUGUAGGGGUGUCCAUGAUGGAGCACAGACAUAUGAAGCCCUUCAGCUUUCAGCAUGUGCUUCACUGUGGAAGCUUAAAUCUCACCACUUGCUGGCUCCAAGAUUUGUGGCAGGUCUUUUAAAAUCCAUCAAGGAUUUUUCCUCCACUUCUUUCAAAAAUAUGGUGGCACCCAUUGACAGUUUACUCUUUCUGCCACAAGAUGGCAUUACUACUGUACCUUUAAUUGCAAGGAAAAAAACUGAAUUGAGCCAAGGGAUGCCCAAGUAAUCUUAAUAAAAGUUCUCAUUUAAUUUUAUGCAAUUUAUAUCUGAUGAUUGAUGUUCAUUUGAAAAAAAAAAAAAAUCCAACAAUUACAUUAGAAGCAAAAUUCUUAGAGCGGCAGUAUAUCACAUAGAAUACUUUUAUUGCACAAUCAAGUAAUUAUGUUACCUGCAAUUGUAAUAAAAAUGCUGUAUAUAUCAAAUAUGACUUAAAAGAAACUUGACUUCGUGACUUGAGAUCGGGCCUCCGUCUCUAAGAAAAUUCCACUCUUUCCAACACUCCAUCAGCUUUGCACUGAGAAGUAGCUUGUAUAAUGAGCUCAGCAGAUGCGCAGUUUCAACAGUUGUUCGGUAAUUAGUGCUAGCUAGUCUGAAGGAGCUGAUGGGGGAGCCCAGGGGAGGAAUGCUCUGUGAGGUGGAAGCUUGGAAAUUGCUGCUCAGAGGAGGAGUUAAGUCCACUCAGGCAUUUUACGCAGUUGAAUAGUUGCCAUAGGAGAUUUAAGAAUUUCUCUAACAUGCAUGAAACAAUCAAAACAACACACCAGGUAUGUUUUUGAUGAGGGAAUAACAUAACAUGAUGUAAAACUCAAAAGUACAUUUUACAUAAUAAUGCCUCUAAUUCUCCGGGUUUACCCACAGUAAGCACAUAAUCUUACUUUCAAUGACCACUGCAGACUAAUUCAACACCUUGAAAUAGAACUUAGCAAAUAAGGUGUCAUCUCAGACACCUGAUGCAACUAAUUGAGGGAUUUAUUAGACGCAUGAAUUAUUUGAGAUAGAACAACCUGCAGUGGAAACUAACGUUUCAUUCAUCCACUAUUCUAAAUAUGAUUUAUACUUCUGUAAAUAUAGCAUACUUGUAUCCAUUGGUGCCACAUGCUCGAAUUCAUGUGGCACUAAUUAUCUUCUGUACAUAAGAUUUGUUUGAUAGAAACUCCCAAGAUCCAAGACAAACACAUUAAAAAUUUUAUUAAGAAAACAUCUUCCAUUAUCUUAAAUUCUGCAACUCUGUGAAUUUAACACAGAAAAGUGUUGAUCAACACAAUGAGCUUGGUGAUAAAAAAAAAACUAGGACCAAGUGAUAGUUUAUGGUAAAAGGGAUUAAACAAACUAAAGAAGCCUCUUUGUUUACAAUUUCAAACAAUAAAACCAAUCUGAGUUACGUCAGAAUUAUCUGAACAUCAAAUACCCUGCAUAAUUAACCCCUGUUCCAGUUAGAACUGAGUAUUUCACUAGCUAAGCUAACCCCUGAAGAUCUUAUAGAUUUUGCCAAGACAAGUCUAAAACUAGACUAGGUUUACUGAAUCUGUAUGUUUAAGCUACAACUGUACAAAAAGAAAGCAGUUUCAUGUUUGGGAGCUCGAGUACAUUUUUUCAAGUGAAGCUUUGAUUAAUCAUCAACUAGCUAGACCUAUUACUGUCCUGAUCAAGAAUUAAGGUUCAGACUUAUCAGUUGGACACAUGCCAACACUUGAAAGAUUAGUUGAACCAGAUCAAGUCGUCAGUACAAUAGAUUCGUUGUACUGACAACAAAUCUAUUGGACAUCAUCACAAAUUCAUUUGUCUGCAGGAUGACUGUAUAACUUGUAUGACAAAAACAGUUUACUUUCUACAUCCAGAAAAGAUUAUACACAUAAUCAUUCCUUAAUGCAUUUUUCAUUUCUGCUGACUGCAGACUGUAUUGUACCUAAAACAAUAAAGAGACAAAAUAUUAACCAUUCUUAAAGCAGUGAUUGAUUAAAGUUUUUAUUUCUGGCAUUACUAUUUUGAGGUGAAUUAAACAAUCUCCUUCCUAUAAGAAGGUCAGCUGUUGCUUUAGUCAGACCUGGGAUUUGAGUCAAUAUGUACUCUUAGCACUGUUCCUCCUAACACUGAACAAGAAAAGCAGCACAUAUAUUGACUAAGUGUUGGCCUUCAUGCUCUCUCCUUCAGGCUACAGUUCUAGCAGCUGUCGCACUGGGUUGUUUGAGGCAACACCAACAUUAAAUAAUUUCUUAUUGCCAAUACACUGAGAUCAGGACAGAACACUUAGUUUGGAUCUUGCCAUAUUGUCUGCUUUCUUGUUCCUGUUGUGAAACGAGUGGAAAUACGGAUGUUGCAUACUUGCAGCAUAAUAUCGUUUGGUCCAACAGCAUCAUCAAAUAACUUUCUACACUGCUCUUACAUGGAUAUGUCCAUUCAUCUCAGACUUGGUCACUGUAUUCUUACAUUUGCCAAACUGUUCUAUUAACAUAUUAAGAGACAAAAAAGUCAAGAUAUUGGUUUCAUAAACAAUUUCAUUCAACUUUCUGAUAGACUUUUAGCAAAGUGAUAAGUGAAAUAGCAAUUUCAGAUUUGGAGCAUAUUAUUGGUCCACAAGAACAGUUACCUGGAAGG
Messenger RNA from Poecilia latipinna (sailfin molly), 6068 nucleotides. Its product is annotated as E3 ubiquitin-protein ligase DTX3L-like. The coding region runs from base 378 to 1679 and encodes 433 amino acids. The transcript has 4 exons. Gene Ontology annotation, biological process: protein ubiquitination; Notch signaling pathway. NCBI's taxonomy places the organism in Eukaryota, Metazoa, Chordata, Actinopteri, Cyprinodontiformes, Poeciliidae. The record is from RefSeq and is a predicted model, not a curated record.